GCACGCAGUGCAUUUCCGCUCAUAAUAGCAUGGCUACUUUAAACAGAAAGCAAGUCUUGAGGCUCUUAACCCGCUUCGGGGCGUUUAUCCUCACGCGUUUUGGAUUCUGGAAUUGCUUCAGUAUGCUCAUGUUGUUUGCUGAACGAGCGGAUAUUAAGCGGAAGCCUGAUAUUCAGGUGCCCUAUUUGUAUCUGGACAUGGGAGCCGCUGUGCUUUGUGCCAGCUUUAUGUCCUUUGGAGUGAAGAGGAGAUGGUUUGCACUGGGUGCUGCCCUCCAGCUGGCUAUCAGCACAUACGUGUCCUUUGCGGGAGGACAUGUGCACUACAGCGACUGGCUGAAGGUGCGGAUGUACUCCCGGGCCUUUGCCAUCAUUGGGGGGUUUUUAGUCCUGGCCAGCGGUGCUGGAGAGGUCUACCGACAGAAACCCCGCACCAGAUCCCUACAGUCCACUGGGCAGGUUUUCCUGGGCAUCUACUUGAUUUGCAUGGCAUAUUCACUGCAGCACAGCCCAGAGGACAGGCGGGCUUAUCUGAACCACAUUCCUGGAGGGGAGGUGACCCUGCAGUUGCUGUUCGUGUUGUAUGGUGUCUUGGCGCUCUCCUUCCUCUCUGGCUACUACGUAUGCCUUGCUGCGCAGAUCCUGGCCACCCUGCUGCCUCUGGUGGUCCUCUUCAUUGAUGGCAACGUGGGCUAUUGGCACCACAACCAGCGUGUGGAGUUCUGGAACCAGAUGAAGCUGAUUGGGCAGAAUGUGGGGGUCUUUGGAGCAGUGCUCAUCCUAGCCACCGACGGCUAAGUGCCCCCAAGCGACUCCCCAGCAAAAAAUUUGCCUGGGCUAACAGUCUGUUUGGAGGGGAAGUGUCACAUGGGUUUCUCAGGGGUUGACUAUCUACCAUCCUUGUGGCUGGAUGGGUACUCCUGCACGUCCAGCAUGAUAGGUAUGAGAGUGGGUACAGGGUCACGUGAUCUGGGCUCACAUCACUGCCGGCCUGUCACGAAUAUCUUUCUGUCCAGCCGCUCUCCUGCACCAGCAGAAAAUAUCCCUCGAUGUUCUCCUUAUUUUAAAAAAGCAGAUUUUUGUGUUUUGGUUCAAAUCAGACUAUAAUUUAAUUUCUAUAUUCUUAUAUUUUAAAUUUAGAUUUUAUUAAAAUUUAUUUUUUGGUUUACGAUAUGCUGGUUUCACCAGUUUAAGGUGCUCGUAGUGGAAAUACUUGUUUACUGUCUGGUUUGAAUGGUAUAUUUGCGGGUGAAAUGCCUUCAUUUUGUUUUCUUUUUACACUAAUUUCCAGUACUUGUUGCCUUCUACAGCGCUUUUACCAUUGUUCCUCAGUCCAUACAUAGCUGUAAUUGUUGAGACGGUUCUACUUAAUUUUUUUUUUUGGAUUGAAUGCUGAUUUUUAGUAGGAAAUAUUUUGGUCAUCAUUAAUUCAAGGGGGGUUUCUCUCUUUCUCCUUUAUCUUUAUCUGUUGUUUUCACACUUUCUUGACUAUGUGAACAGUGUCCUAUGGACAGUGAAGACUGAGGGAAUAAACUCGAUACAGCCGUGAAGUGUGAGCAUUAUGGCCGGACCUUUAAUUUGUUGGAGUGCAGGAGGAACCAAAGAGCCGCUCAGUUUGAGACUUAUAGUGAAGGUGUUGAAACAUGCUUGACAAUGUGCUUAUUGACAGUCCUGGGUCAUCGCUGAUGACGCUGCUUAUGUAUUAAACUGCAAGAAAAACCUUAAUGGUGGGUAAAUCUGGUUCUGAAUCAGUAUGUUCAAUGCAAAAAAAAAAAAGAUUCUUUUCUAUGACAGUCUUGGACUUGUAUAUCUCUCUCUCUCUCCAUCUUCUCUCUCUCUGUCCUCUCUCGUGUUGUAAUUUAUUGGGAAACUGAAAUAUUCCUAAUGCUUUGCUGGAUCACAGUUUUCCUGUUAAGGAUCAAUAACCCUAGUCAGCAAGUCUCUCAGUGGCAGAGUGUCCCGUUUACAAUAUUGAAUGGCAUUCCUCAUACAAGGGAGAAUGAAGACCACCGGCUGAGGGGCCGUGCUGCACAACGGUUGGCAGUUAUUUCAUGAAAAAACUAAGACACUAUUAAGAGAGUAGCUGAAGUGUACGUUUUCCGUUCAUGCUGCUGUAUAGAAGCAUACCUAUUUAAAUAGACUUGCUGACAAAUUUCCAUGCUUAUUUACAUAAUGUCAGAAAUGGUAACGAAUUUUUAUUAUUUUUUUUUUACCAGCUAUGCUUUUACCUUUUAAAUAAGCAGUAUGGAUAGGUAAAUUAGGAUACACAGUAUUCACUGAAAACGGUUGUUUGAAAAUAGAAGUACUGUUUUAAAUAAGCAAAUUGUUCAUAUGUCAAUCAAAUACUUGUAUGUUAUUGAAAAGUCGACGGUUUUACAAAUGGAUAUUAUCUUGACCUUUCCAAGGAUUUGUUUCCAAUAAUAAAAUUAUAUUGGUAAAUAUAA
Brienomyrus brachyistius is the source of this 2443-nucleotide messenger RNA. It is a transcript of the gene tmem101, whose product is annotated as transmembrane protein 101. The transcript is spliced from 4 exons. Bases 30 to 797 code for a protein of 255 amino acids. Gene Ontology annotation, biological process: positive regulation of canonical NF-kappaB signal transduction. NCBI's taxonomy places the organism in Eukaryota, Metazoa, Chordata, Actinopteri, Osteoglossiformes, Mormyridae. The record is from RefSeq and is a predicted model, not a curated record.